AUGCAGCCUCCAGAUGCCGAAGACCUGAGUCACCUCCGCCGAUCAGAAAGCCACCACCAGCUUCUAUAUGUACCAUAUAGCACUCACUACCAUUACCAACAUAAUGAUGCCUACAAUGCGCAAGUGGCAACAGCAAGGCGAACGAGUAUAACCGCACGCAUUCCUAUUACCAGCACCAACAACAAAAGCGUGGGUGCUCCCAGUACUCCGCAGCCGAACGUCGUCGCGCAACAGCAGAGGGGCGCAUUACACUCAUUCGCUACCUAUACAGACGAUGUGUCCCGCGCCCGCCCGCUACAGACCCCGUACCAGCUCCUCAACCGGAGGUGGAAAGCAAAUGAUUUGUUAUUCAGAAAAGGUGGUAGCCCCACUAUAUCAGCCCGCGACAGGAUCUCCAUCUCGAGCGGCAGAGGAGCCCCGGAGGGUGCGCCAGCUGGAGUCUCUCCCAUGCCAUCUGUUACUUCGCCUAUGGGGCCACCCCAAAAUCCCGUUAUUACGCUAUGA
Molecule: messenger RNA, 504 nt
Organism: Arctia plantaginis
Lineage: Eukaryota; Metazoa; Arthropoda; Insecta; Lepidoptera; Erebidae
Source: the annotation of a GenBank genome assembly